UUGAAAUCACUAUGUGCCUCAAAUUUUACAAGUGGUCUUUUUUUUCUUUUAUGAGCUCAUACUCUUCCUCCUCCCACUUGUUCUUCUUUGCUCUCUCUUACUGCAAAUUUGACCCUUUUUUCAAGUCACUCAAUUUAUCCCAUUUUACAGUUCCUUCUCUUCUUUAAUUUUUAUGUGCUUCAAUACCCUUUUUCAAAAGAAGAACAAAAAUCUCAUCUUUUUCACUUCUGGGUAUUGAUUCUUUAUUGUAAUUACCAUUCUUUGAUAUAAAUUUUUGUUUGUGUUUAUAAGUCUGUGCAGUGCAUGCAUAUGCUUGUUUGUGGGUAUUGAAAAGUUUGUUUCUUUGUGGUUUUAUAUGUUAUCUUCGCUAGCAAGAUUUUAGUUUUCUUUCAAUUCAAGCAUCUGGGUAUACUUUACUUGAUUUUACAUGUGGAAAAAGCUGUUGUUUUUGGUUUUGAUGGAUCAGUGAAUGUUGAAUUGGGAUCAGUUGAGUAGCUUUAAGGUGUUCAUUUGGUUAUUAGUAUUAAGAUUUGAUGCUUGGUCCAAGACAAUGGAGAGGUUUAUGGCCAGAUUUUUAUUUCUUUAGCAUUAAAUAGUUUAGUAAAAUAAGAUGAAGAAUCUUCUUAAGAAGCUUCAUAUGAUGUCUAGUCAAACUCAAGAUGUAGAAGGGUCUAAUUCUAAGUCUAGCUAUGUGUCUUCUUCCCCUGACAGGCUUUUGCCUUCUAAGUCCAAUGAUCAUAGUAAUAAACCCUUUUCUGGGAUUUCCAAUUGGUUGAAUUCUGUUGGUAAUAGAAAAAGUCCUAGUCCACCAUCAUCUUUGAAGGUUAGUAGAGGUGAUAGGGCCGAACCGUCCGAUUCCACGAGUAGUAGUGGUGGUUUGGAUGUUGUUUCGGAUGCAGUGAGGCGCGAUUCGGGGUCUACCACGUCGAGGGACCCUGAUGUUGAGGAGGAAUAUCAGAUACAGCUUGCUUUAGAGUUGAGUGCAAGAGAGGAUCCUGAGGCAGUUCAAAUUGAAGCUGUUAAGCAAAUCAGUCUUGGCUCUUGUGCUUCUGAGAAUACUCCAGCUGAAGUUGUUGCUUAUCGAUACUGGAAUUACAAUGCCCUUAGCUACGAUGACAAGGUCUUGGAUGGUUUUUAUGAUGUGUAUGGAAUUUUAUUUGAGUCGGCAUCGGAAAGAAUGCCUUCGCUGGUUGAUUUGCAAGGAACGACUGUCUCAGACAGUAUUAGCUGGGAAGCAGUUCUGGUUAAUAGGGCUGCUGAUGCUAAUUUAUUAAAACUUGAACAGAAGGCACUACAGAUGGCCGUCAAGUCAAGGUCGGAACCUCUGGUUUUUACAGAUAGAGAAUUUGUACAAAAGCUUGCUGUUUUAGUUUCUGAUUACAUGGGUGGUUCAGUUGUGGAUCCGGGGAACAUGUUAAGAGCAUGGAAAAGUCUUAGCUACAGUUUGAAAGCAACUCUAGGUAGCAUGGUUUUGCCACUUGGUUCCCUUACAAUAGGACUGGCUCGCCAUCGUGCAUUAAUGUUCAAGGUUUUGACUGAUAGUGUGGGCAUACCAUGCCGACUUGUAAAAGGUCAUCAAUACACCGGUUCUGAUGACGUGGCAAUGAAUUUUGUCAAGCUUGAUGAUGGAAGGGAAUACAUCAUUGACCUAAUGGCAGAUCCUGGGACACUUAUUCCUUCCGAUGUAGCUGGAUCACAUAUAGAGUAUGACGAGUCUUUCUUUACUGCCAGUCCUCUGUCUCGAGGCAUUGGCUCGUCUUAUUUAGCUUCUUCUGGUAGUGGAAUCGGGAGUUCAUUUGAAGACCACUCAGAUGUGGCUCGGGAGAAGAGAUCAAGAAUAAGAAACAAUGCUGCUGGAGGUAACCAAGCUGAUGACAGGUGUGAAUCUUUUCAAUGUACAAAUAUACCUGAGACAAGUAAAGGUGAAGUAGAGUCAAAGAUGUGUUUAGAUGGAUUUGUGAAAUCUUCCGAUAUGGAUGAGUUAGUGGUGCAAGAGGGUCCUGGAAGACCUAAUUAUCCUUUUGCACAUGCAAGAUCUCCUUCAUGGACUGAAGGUGUUAGUUCUCCUGCAGCUUAUAGAAUGAAAGUGAAAGAUGUUUCACAAUACAUGAUUGAUGCUGCCAAAGAGAAUCCACAGCUGGCCCAGAAAUUGCAUGAUGUGUUGCUAGAAAGUGGUGUGGUGGCUCCCCCUAGCUUGUUUACCGAGAUUUAUUCUGAGCAGUUGGAUGUUUCAACUAUUAAGGCAAAGUCUGGUAAAGAAGGUAAGGUUGGCCAGAGACAGAAGAGUGGAAACCAUCAUGAAAAGGAUCAGCAAGAUACUGGCCUUGCUCGAUUCUUGCCUCCUCUGCCUCAUCACGCAGCGCAUUCAAAAGCUGGUCCUGCAUUCAGCCAACCUCAGCAACUUAAACCUGUGGAAGGUUUAGGCGUUAGCCAGCCUUUUGAUGUUAGAGAGAUUGCUGGACCUGUCUCCUUGCAGUCUGAAGUAACUCCUGUGAAUUAUGUGAAAAAGGUUCCUGUUGCUGCUGCAGCUGCUGCUGCGGCAGCUGUUGUUGCAUCUUCUAUGGUUGUUGCUGCCGCGACAAAGGCAAGCACUGACUCAAACUUUGAACUGCCUGUAGCAGCUGCUGCCACUGCCACUGCUGCAGCUGUAGUUGCGACUACUGCAGCUGUCACUAAGCAGUAUGAGCAAUGUGGACGGAGCGAUGGAGAUGCAGACAGUGCUGGCUAUGAGCCAAGGGGUAGUGGAGGUAAGGAACGUGAUGCUUUAGGAGAAACCUCAGAAGGUGAGAGAAUAUCAGAUAGGUCAGCCAGUAACGAGAGCUCAAAGUCUGAUGUGCCACUAGAUGAUGUUGCUGAGUGUGAGAUUCCAUGGGAGGAAAUUACCUUGGGUGAACGAAUUGGACUUGGAUCAUAUGGAGAGGUAUAUCGUGGAGACUGGCAUGGAACGGAAGUUGCUGUGAAGAGGUUCCUAGACCAAGGUAUUUCAGUUGAAUCACUUGAAGAAUUCAGAAGCGAGGUCCGAAUCAUGAGAAGACUGAGACAUCCCAAUGUGGUUCUCUUCAUGGGAGCAGUAACCCGUGCUCCAAAUCUUUCCAUUAUUACAGAAUUUCUUCCUAGAGGUAGUUUGUAUAGAUUACUUCACAAGCCUAAUAAUCAAUUAGAUGAGCGUAGGCGUUUGAGGAUGGCCCUCGAUGCUGCUAGGGGAAUGAAUUAUUUGCACAGCUGCACGCCCAUGAUAGUACACCGCGAUCUAAAGUCUCCAAAUCUUCUAGUGGAUAAAAAUUGGGUGGUGAAGGUUUGUGAUUUUGGGCUGUCACGAAUAAAGCACAGCACGUUUCUAUCCUCGAGGUCAACUGCAGGAACGGCUGAAUGGAUGGCCCCAGAAGUGCUAAGAAAUGAACCUUCCAAUGAAAAGUGUGACGUUUACAGUUAUGGGGUUAUUCUAUGGGAGCUCUGUACAAUGCAGACACCUUGGGGUGGAAUGAAUCCGAUGCAAGUUGUUGGUGCUGUCGGAUUUCAACAACGACGUCUUGACAUUCCAGAUUAUUUGGAUCCUAUAAUUGCAGAUAUUAUAACGAGAUGCUGGCAGACAGAUCCGAAACUGAGGCCAACAUUUGCGGAAAUUAUGGCUACUUUGAAGCCAUUACAAAAGCCUAUAACCGGUCCUCAAGUGCCCAGACCAAUUGUACCUGCAAGAGUUGCGCAUAACAAAAGCCAAACGUUGCUAGAAGCAGAAGAACUGGCAGGCUAGCAAAGCAAGUUAGUGAUGGUAUGGAACCUCAGCAUAUUGGCUUUCCAGCAAUUUACAAAGCUUUCCGGGACGAAAAAUGCACAUAGGAUUGUGAAAUGUAGUGAAAGGUUUAUGGACAUUCGAAGACGAAUAUGAGUGAGAAUGAUCGAAGAUCAUGACACAUCAUACACUCCAAUUUGAGACGAUGCUGAUUUUUUUAGCUUCCUUGUUUGUAUUCUUGUGCAGUCAUCCUCAAUGUGUAUUUGUUUGUAAAAAAAGAAAAAGAAAAAUCCAUUCGAAAUUGUUGUAAUCAAUGUUUUUUUUCA
Messenger RNA from Mercurialis annua (annual mercury), 4056 nucleotides. RefSeq names its product probable serine/threonine-protein kinase SIS8. Bases 611 to 3751 code for a protein of 1046 amino acids. Gene Ontology annotation, molecular function: ATP binding; protein kinase activity. The record is from RefSeq and is a predicted model, not a curated record. The transcript has 13 exons. NCBI's taxonomy places the organism in Eukaryota, Viridiplantae, Streptophyta, Magnoliopsida, Malpighiales, Euphorbiaceae. Gene Ontology annotation, biological process: protein phosphorylation.